CUGGUGGAGAUGACGUAGAUCCCCCACACAGUCGGCUGACUCUCCGCGGUAGAUGGCUGUCAGUUGGGGCUAGCCAGCUAACUCACCGUUGACAACGAUAACAUUCAGGCUAUAUUCACAAGACAGAAAUAUCAAUACCAAAAUGGAUCAACGGUUUGAGGAAAUAGAUUCGUCUGGGCAGUGGCAAAACCUUUAUAAUGAAAUCCGAAACCAAGCCAGCGACUAUUCGUAUAAGGUGGCAAAACUUCCAGAGAAUCAGAAUCGAAACCGAUAUCGAGAUGUCAGUCCCUAUGAUCACAGUCGCGUUAAACUUGAAAACUCUGAAAAUGACUACAUCAAUGCAAGUCUAGUCACAGUGGAGGAAGCCCAAAGAACCUACAUUCUGUCUCAGGGCCCCUUGAAGAACACCUGCGGUCACUUCUGGUUGAUGGUCUGGGAGCAGAACUCCAAAGCUGUUAUAAUGCUGAACAGAAUCAUAGAGAAGGGAUCUGAGAAGUGUGCUCAGUACUGGCCUACAGCCGAGGAACAGCAGCUGUCUUACACCGACACCGGGUUUGUCGUGACGCUGUUGAAGGAAGAGGACAUGUCCAACUACAUCAUACGAGUGUUGGAGCUGAGGAACACAGAGACAGGAGGAACCACAGAGAUAUACCACUUUCACUACACCACCUGGCCUGACUUUGGCGUCCCAGAAUCCCCGGCCUCUUUCCUCAACUUCCUGGUGAAGGUGCGGGAGUCUGGCUCAUUGGGGCCGGAGCACGGGCCCUCCGUGGUCCACUGCAGCGCUGGGAUUGGACGCUCGGGGACCUUCUCGUUGGUCGACACGUGUCUCAUCCUGAUGGACAAGAGGAAGGGCUCGUCGUCAGUGGACAUUCUGAGAGUUCUGCUGGACAUGAGAGAGUACCGGAUGGGUCUGAUCCAGACUCCUGACCAGCUACGCUUCUCCUACAGGGCUGUCCUGGAGGGAGCCAAGAGCAUCAUGGGAGACUGCCCUGUACAGAGCCAGAAGAGAGAGCUGUCCAGAGAGGACAGAGCAACAGUAUGCGAUUCACCGCCUGCCCCCCCUCCCAGGUGGCUCUCUGACACCCCCGCCCCCCCUCUACCCCCACCACGGCCUUUAGACACCCCCACCCCACCACGACCUUUAGACACCCCCGCCCCCCCUCUACCCCCACCACGGCCUUUAGACACCCACACCCCACCACGGCCUUUAGACACCCCCGCCCCCUCUACCCCCACCACGACCUUUAGACACCCCCGCCCCCCUCUACCCCCACCACGGCCUUUAGACACCCCCACCCCACCACGGCCUUUAGACACCCCCGCCCCCUCUACCCCCACCACGGCCUUUAGACACCCCCGCCCCCCCGUCCCCCAGUCGGCCCUCAGAAGAGCCCAACGGCCAGCCCUGUGUGGAGCCUGAGCCUGUGGCGUUGUCCAGAGAGGACCGGACAUCAGAAGACGGGACAGAUCCAGACAGCUCAGAGAAGGACCUGGCGGAGGU
Oncorhynchus masou masou (cherry salmon) is the source of this 1504-nucleotide messenger RNA. RefSeq names its product tyrosine-protein phosphatase non-receptor type 1-like. The record is from RefSeq and is a predicted model, not a curated record. Gene Ontology annotation, biological process: negative regulation of ERK1 and ERK2 cascade; negative regulation of receptor signaling pathway via JAK-STAT; peptidyl-tyrosine dephosphorylation. Gene Ontology annotation, cellular component: cytoplasm; nucleus. The transcript has 8 exons. Gene Ontology annotation, molecular function: non-membrane spanning protein tyrosine phosphatase activity; protein kinase binding. The coding region runs from base 143 to 1423 and encodes 426 amino acids. NCBI's taxonomy places the organism in Eukaryota, Metazoa, Chordata, Actinopteri, Salmoniformes, Salmonidae.